CAACAACAGCAGCAGCAGCAGCAGCGACAGCAAGGUCAGCAUACGGUGUAUUCUCACUCAGUCCAUCCACCGCCUUCCCAGAAAGCUCACACAUCGAGCUCUGUUAAUGCGAUUCUCUCUCUACCCAACGGCUCUGGCGGCAAUUCUUGUUUAGUCAACCAUUCCAAUGGCCCUUUUGCUAAUUCUUCGACAGCAAGGCCUCAUUCUGCGCUUCCUCUCUCAGCUUCCAGGCUGCAACAGCAACAACAGCAGCAAUCGCACCGACCCCAUCAACCGCAACAAGGCCAACAACACUCAAGUCUUCAGUAUCAAGCAAAAGGUAUUGACGGGCAAUCAGCUCCGAUUGCACUCCGCAUCGUAAGUAACCAAGUGCCUGCAGCCAAUCCCGUGGCUCCGGCAGUACUUCAGCGGAAGCCCCCCACGAUGGAUCCGAUAUUCAAGGAACGAGAACGCUGGUUGAAAGUCGCGCUCAAGAAAGUACAAGCUUCGUCACUGGCCGACGCACAACGAGCAUAUGGAUUUUUGCUAGAGGAUGGACAGUCGCAACCAGAGGCGUUGCUGGCUCCUGUAAAAGAGGCUUUGGAAUACGCAAGGCGCACCGAGGCAAAACUUAAAGAACAAUUGGAAUCUGAAGUUAGCAAAACUGAAGUUGGAGUUGAGGAGCAGAAGGCCAAUGUCUCGCAAAAAAUUAAGGAAGAAAAUUCAACGACGGCAAUUGAUAGGAAAGAGGAUGGAUCUAUCGUAAAAGCUCAUGAGACUCAGGAGACUGCCAAGGAGGCGACAAUGGCUGACGUGGAAGAGGUGGACAGUAGCAAGAGGGCGGACGAUAUAACGAGUGACAGGAAAGAUAAGGCUGUAGCGGAGGGGGAAAGCGACCCAUCAUCUGGGUACGUAUCUCGGAACGCUGUCGAAGCAGUGGCUUCUUCCACGCCACUGCCCGUUACACUGCCGCGCAUCGCUCCGAUGGACGGUGUACCGCUGGUGGAGGCAAGUCGGACCAUCCAGGCUAAAUUACACGAGCAUCAAGUGCAAGGACUGAGCUGGCUUGUCCAUCAAUACCGCAAUGCCGUACCGGCCAUCUUAGGGGAUCAAAUGGGACUGGGCAAGACUUUACAGAGUAUUGCUUUCCUGGCGUAUUUGAAGGACAAUUUGCAUAUCUUAGGGCCCCACUUGGUCGUGGUUCCUCUCUCUGUCAUGUCGAAUUGGAUGAGUGAAAUCGAACGCUUCUGCCCCUCGAUGCGAUGCAUUCGUUUCCAUGGUCCCAAGCAGGAGCGAGCGCGUAUCAAGCAAGAAGAGCUGACGGACGUCCGGGAGUUCGAUGUGGUGGUGACAACGUACGAAAUGCUCACUUCCGAAAUAUCCUACUUCCGACGGAAGUUUUUCUGGCGUGUCCUGAUCGUUGACGAAGGCCACCGCCUCAAGAACGAGAAGUCUCAGCUUUCCGAAAACCUUCGGAAGCUGCCCGCCUUUUACCGCAUCAUUCUGACCGGCACACCUUGUCAGAAUAACCUUCGCGAGCUUUGGGCCCUCUUCCAUUACCUUCUUCCCGACGUGUUCACCACUGCCUCGGCCGAAAAGUUCGAAGAGGGCUUCGAUGCUCAACGCGGCGUCAUGGACGUCGCGCGCAUGAAGGAAGCGAGGGCCUUGCUCUCUCUCCUCAUGCUGCGUCGUCGGAAAGACCAAAUCUCCAUGACUCUCCCUCCUAAAACCGAGUUGGCUGUCGUGUGCGGUCUGUCCGAAUACCAGCGUACGUGGUAUAAGCGGGUGCUAACAGGGGUGCGAAAUGAGGUCCUAACUACAGGAGCCGGAGGUGCACACGAGAUGGCCGAUCCGGAAUGGCGGAAACUUCUCAAUAUUCUCCUCCAACUCCGCAAAGUAUGCAAUCAUCCGUACCUGAUGUCCGAUUCCGGGUACACUGUUGGCGAAGAGAUGGUCGAAGCUUCUGGGAAAUUGAAAGUCUUGGAUCGCAUGCUUCCCAAGAUGAAAGCGGACGGCCACCGCGUCCUUCUCUUCUCUCAGUUCACUUCCAUGCUUGAUAUUCUCGAAGAAUAUUGCCAAAUGCGGGGUCACGAAUACGUGCGGUUGGACGGAAGUACCAACAGAGUUCAACGACGUUUGGAUAUGCGUCGCUUCAACGCUCCAGGGUCCAACCUAUUCGUAUUUUUGAUAUCUACCCGCGCAGGCGGUGUAGGGAUUAACUUGGCCUCGGCCGAUACUGUGGUGUUGUAUGACUCAGAUUGGAAUCCUCAGGUGGACUUGCAAGCGAUGGAGCGCGCCCAUCGCAUCGGCCAAACAAAGCCUGUACGCGUCUAUCGACUGGUGGUGCGAGCCUCAGUGGAGGAACGGAUGGUGAGUCGUGCGCACAAGAAAUUGUUCUUGAACGAGAUAGUCGCGGAGCGCGAGGAAGGAGAGAAAGGAGAUACGACCCUGGAUGAUUUGGCUGACGACGGGGCAGGGGAUGAAGACACGUACGAGGGCGGCGGAGAGGAGAACGUGGACGAGGAUCCUGUCGAGGAGAUGGGUAAAGUGGGCUCGAAUACGGCGUUGGCACGGGACGAAGUGGCUCGGAUGAUUCGGACGGGCGUGACGGCCCUUUUCGACACGAACAAGGGCGAUUUGACUGAUGACGAACUGGACGUGCUCUUGGGGUUGAAAGACGGGUCGUCGACAGGUGCUGGAGGAAAAAGCGAAGGUGGGAAUGGGAAUGGGGCACUGGAGGAGGAUGCAGAGGAUCAGGAGAAAGCGGUGGCGGGUUUCUGGCAGCAAGCGGCCACGGGGGAUUUGGAGGAAGUAGACGUGCGGCACCUGGAAGGUGUGAACUACGAGAAAGCCAAGCCAGACUUUGGCGGCGCGUAUGGGAAGCGUGGAGGGAGCCAGGACCUGGUGGAACUGGGAGUGAGAAAGAGGAAGCAGCGUUUGGUGAUGGUGGAUGGACGUGGCUCGGGAUACGGACGAUCCGUGCCCGUGCUGGCGGACGAGUACUUGCAGUCGCAAAAGGAUGCCGCCGCGGAGGCGACAGGGUCCGGUGGGUCGAAGGAAGACACCACGUCGAGCGGACCGAGGCGUCUGCGCCGCGACUGGGACCAUGAAUCAGGUUGUUUCCUCUGCCAGAAGGCCUUGAUAGCGGACCCGUCCAAAAAAGGGCAAAAUUUCAAAUGCGGGUAUUGCCCCAAAGUGUUUCAUACGUCCUGUUUGUCGAAUUUCACGAAGAAGGCAGUGGAGGGUGCAGGGCCCGCGAAUAUCAUGGUCUGCCCCCACCACAACUGUCACGGGUGUCGCCGUACGACGGCUGCGGCGGGUGGCUUACUCUUUCGUUGCGUGGAGUGCCCGCGCAGUUAUUGCGAGGAUUGCCUGGAAGAUGAAAACAUCGAGUCCUUGGGUCGAUGGAAACCGCUGGAGGCGUUGGGUUACUUCACCAAGCAGGCGUACUUCAUUCGGUGCCCGACUUGUUUGAACAGCGGGGAGGAGGGGGAGGAGGGAGACGAGGAGGACGAGGAGGGAGAGGAGGAGGGAGAAGAGGAGCAAGAAGUGGAGGAAUGAACAGAAGAAAGAUGGGAAGGAGCGUCAGGACGUGUUUAGGGUUCAUGUAAUAAUGGGUAGAAAGGAAUGGAAUGGCCCUCCGUGUUCUGAAUAUGUGUAUUUUGUAGACGUGCUGUCAAAAUUAGUCCCAAGUCAGCCUCUGAGUACAAAUGAAAGGGCGACAGAUUCCGAAAUAUCAGUCCGUGACUACAUGUCUUCUCGACAGUCGGGAGGACGGGCAAAAGAAAUAACGCAGCGUGAAGCACCCAAAUGCCCUCAACUUCGUUCAGUGCGCGGCCAUCGACAAAAGAGGAUUGGGG
Molecule: messenger RNA, 3839 nt
Organism: Nannochloropsis gaditana CCMP526
Product: swi snf-related matrix-associated actin-dependent regulator of chromatin a1 isoform a isoform 19
Exons: 2
Cellular component (GO): nucleus
Molecular function (GO): ATP binding; DNA binding; ATP-dependent chromatin remodeler activity
Source: RefSeq, a predicted model, not a curated record